Messenger RNA from Caenorhabditis bovis, 870 nucleotides. NCBI's taxonomy places the organism in Eukaryota, Metazoa, Nematoda, Chromadorea, Rhabditida, Rhabditidae. The record is from the annotation of a GenBank genome assembly.
AUGGACGUCGCGGAGAAGGCCGUUGUGUUUCCCGCAGAAAACUCAGUUGUUUAUGAUUGCGAGAAUUGCGAACGCAGCUUCAACACCGAGCACGCAUUAAAUUGUCAUAUUAAAAUUCACAACGAAAAAACUCUCAAAUGCACAUUUUGCGAUGCAAUGUUCCGACGACUCGAUCAGCUUUUCUCGCACGUCGCCGACCACGAGAUGAAUUUGGCGCGAGAUUUCGAGUGCCCCGUCAAACAUUGCGAUGCGAAAAUUCCCAGUUUUCGCGAUGGGACCCAGCACAUUCUUAUGCAUUCGGCGCAAUUUCCAUGCAAGAAUUGCGACGAAACAUUCUCCAAAUUUCGACGAUUGUUUCAUCAUCACGCCCUUCAACACGGCACUUUGAAAGCAUUCGCCGAAGAGGAGAAAUUCAAUCAUAAAAUUAAUCAGAAGAAUUUGAAAAAUGAGAAGAGGAAACAGAAGAAGCGUGCGGCAUGCGAAAUGGAAGAACCAACGGCAUCGCCAGCGCCGAAAGCCGCUGAAGUCGAAGAGGACGAAGAAAUGAGCUCGCUUCAAUUUGUUGAUUUGCUCAAAUCGACGGUUACCAAAAGCAAUGAUGAGACGCCGAGUCAAGUACUCGAGAGAAUCUCGAAAUUCAUUACCGACGUUUUUCCGCAAUCUGAAGAGGAUCGCUGUUAUAGAUGCACUCAUUGCGAAAUGUCUUUUGGAGAUGCAAUUCUCUGGAUGACCCAUCUUGGGUUCCACGAUGGUGUCGAUCCUUUUAAAUGUACGGGUUGCAGCAAGAAGUUCGAAAAUCGAAUUGAAUUCGUCAUUCAUCUAACUUAUUUUGCGCAUGGGUCUCAAAACGAGGACGCCGAACAAACUUAA